Volvox carteri f. nagariensis is the source of this 612-nucleotide messenger RNA. RefSeq lists its product as uncharacterized. The annotation marks the transcript as partial. Gene Ontology annotation, biological process: lipid metabolic process. The record is from RefSeq and is a predicted model, not a curated record. The transcript has 3 exons. Gene Ontology annotation, molecular function: glycerophosphodiester phosphodiesterase activity. Lineage: Eukaryota; Viridiplantae; Chlorophyta; Chlorophyceae; Chlamydomonadales; Volvocaceae.
AUAGCCCACAGAGGGGCUUCUGCGGAGCUUCCAGAGCACACCCGGGAAGCGUAUGAGCUGGCGGUGGCUGAGGGUGCCGACUUCAUUGAAUGCGACGUAGUGCUGACGAGGGACCUGGUGCCGCUGUGCCGUCAUGAACCCAACAUGGUCGCCUCAACGGACGUGGCCACAAAAUUCCCGAACCGCUGGCGCACCUACGUCAUUGACGGCGAGCAAGUGACGGGCAUUUUCAGUGUGGACCUCACAGCCGCGGAGGUGGCAACGUUACGUGCCGUACAGCCCUGGCCGUUCCGGGAUCAGUCGUACAAUGGCAGGUUCCGCGUGGCUACGCUGGCGGACUAUUUAGAGGUGGCGCUGGCCGCCAACCGCAGUGUAGGAAUUUAUCCGGAGACCAAGCACCCCUCCUGGACCAACUCCCUGCCCUGUGUGCGAGCCGCCAACACCACCCUGGAGGACAUACUGUUGGCAGCUCUGUCAGCUGCAGGUUUCGGAGCCCCCCUGGGCAGUGAGGCCUGGGCUCGGCGACCCGUCUUCCUGCAGAGCUUCGAAGCGAGCAGUCUGCGCUACCUGGCUGCCCGCACCUGCGCCCCCACAGUGCUGCUGCUGGGCGAC